Molecule: messenger RNA, 444 nt
Organism: Sphaeroforma arctica JP610
Lineage: Eukaryota; Ichthyosporea; Ichthyophonida
Exons: 3
Coding region: 19-444 (141 amino acids)
Source: RefSeq, a predicted model, not a curated record
GUGAUCUUUGUUUUUGCCAUGCUACCAAUGGCGAAUCAUCCUGCCUGGGGACGCUAUUUGUCUUCAGUAUUUGCCGCUCGAAAGCAGCGCAUCUUGCCAUACGACUUUGUCGUGCUUUCUCACCCCACAGAAGCCGAGCGUACCCUCUGCCUCUAUUCUGUGUACAUCGCAAUACAAAAAGACGAUGUUGCAGUGCGCUACAAUGACGAUCGUUUGAUUGUGGAAGGCUCUAUGGACACGGGCAAUAUUGAGAAAGAAGGGCGUAAUUGGAAGAUGAAGGAACGCUCGGCGUCCAGCUUCCGCCGAGAAUUCAACGUACCCCGUGGCAUGGAUCCCAACAAGAUCAAGACAUCUCGGCGCAACGGCGUAUUGGAGAUCGAUUUGCCAGAGUUGCAAACACUGUCGUCUGAUAACAAGGGCCACACACUCGCCAUCGAGGAGUGA